AUGAAGAAUGAUAGAACGAAUAAAGAACCAACAACGUGGUCGAUUUGUAAUUAUUUCUGGGAAAUAAUUGGAUCACUAGUUUGCUUAUUAUGCGGAAUCAUCUACGUUUACAUUGUCAGAAAUAUACAUGAGGCUAGAAUGUUCUUCACAGGAAUCACUGAGGUGGAAAGAGAGAUCUCCUUUAGAACGGAGAAUGGAUUGUAUUAUUCAUAUUACAAACAAUUGAUACAAUCACCUUCAUUGCUGCAAGGUGUUUAUGAUCUGACUCACGAUCGUUUGACGGAACAUCCUCAAGCAAUAAAUGUGUUAGCACGAAUGAAUGUCUAUCAGGAAGUUGUACUGGCCGCUAUUUAUAGGAAUGUUCCUUUUAUUUCUUCUUACAUGGAACCUGUAUUUUUCUACAUCUACGUCGUAUUUUUCCUGCAUGGAUUGAUGAUUUGUUCCUUGUUUGUUAUGACCUGGGUUCUCUCUGGCACCUGGUUGGCGGGUGUCCUCACCUUUCUCUUCUACCUCAUCAACAGCGCUGAUGUAACGAGAGUCGAGACUUACAUGCCUCUCCGUGAGAACUUCUCCCUGCCGUGUUUGUGGAUGCAGUUGCUCGCCAUCACUCUUUAUUUCCAGUCUGAUUCAUCACCCAAACUUAAGAAUUUUUAUGAGAAAACCAUAUCAAUUACGACAUUCCUGUUUGCUCUGAUGUGGCAGUUCAAUCAAUUUGCAUUACUCUUACAAUGCAUGGCUCUGUUUGGCUGCCAGGUACUUCACGUGGUCAACAAAAAAAAGAUUUUGCACGUGUAUAUCAGUAUUUUCAUCUCAAUGCUAGUCGUCAGUUUCUUGCAGUUUUUCAAUACGAUGAUUCUCAGUGGAUUUUUACUAAGUUUCAUACUGGCAGCAUUCACUAUUAUGUAUUUCCAGUCAACAGUCCAGACGACAUGUCGUUGGUUCUUCAAAUUGUUCUGGAUGGUUUUCAACGUUAUCGCCGUGUUUGUCGUCGCAUCAUUCAUCAACGCACUAACCAAGUUAAUAUUUCAACAAGAAUCUGAUGAACAUAUAAAUCGAUUUGUCCUGGCCAAAUUUGGAUUCUCUUCCUUAGUAGACUUUGAUGUCCGUCUAUAUUUAUGCAAUGGAGGAUUCACAUUUCUCUCGUGGGACUAUGCGGAGAGGUUGCUGGUGAAUAUGGUCCUUCCACAAUACAUUCUUGUACAUCUCGUCUUGCUGAUAUUACUCUUGAUAACCUCUAUCAAUAUUUUAUUCAGCGCUAAAACUGAAAACAUCGAUUCUUUAAUUGAAACUUCAAAGACUGGCGAUUCCAACUUUUCAUUUUCGAAUUACAUUCUUAAACCAGAGUACUCAUAUCACUCAAUUCAAAUGGUAUUUUUUGGAGCUGUGAGUAUCAUAGCUAUGCGCAUGAAAUACUUCUGGACUCCAUACAUUUGUGUGUUUGCAUCGGUGUGUCUUUUCAAACACCAACCUUGGGCUCUGCUAGUCAAAAAAAUAUUUUCAAAUCAAAAGGAUGCAGGCAGAAAGUUAAUACCACUCGAAAAAUGUUUAUUAAAUUGUUUCAAAAACGUAAGAGAAGAAAUAAACAAUUUGAGGGAAUUUUACGACCCAGACACCGUUGAAUUGAUGCAUUGGAUCAAGUCUACAAACCCCGGAGACUCUUUUUCAGGGAGCAUGCAGUUGAUGGCCGCAGUUAAACUGAGCACGGGCCGCCCGAUUACAAACCACCCCCACUAUGAAGAUAAAGGCUUGAGGCUUAAAACUAAAGAUAUUUACAAGUAUUACGGUAGAUACAGUGCCGACGAAGUUCAUGAAACUCUGAAAAAAUAUCAAACAAAUUAUAUUAUCAUGGAGGACAGUAUUUGUUUGGUGCCACUGAGGGAUGGCUGCGGACUUCCUUACAUUAUGGACAUGGAAAAUGGAUGGGAACUCGAACAGACCAGUCUCAAGCUAGUUUACAAGUUGAAUGACACGAAUAUUCAUCCACGAUUUUGUGAAAAAGUUAGAUACCAGGAAGAAUCAUACAAAAUGUUUUUCAAACUUGUUUUUGAAAAUAAAACAUUUAAAAUUUAUUUGGUUCUUUAG
This is a messenger RNA of Helobdella robusta, 2082 nucleotides long. RefSeq lists its product as hypothetical. Lineage: Eukaryota; Metazoa; Annelida; Clitellata; Rhynchobdellida; Glossiphoniidae. The transcript is spliced from 17 exons. The coding region runs from base 1 to 2082 and encodes 693 amino acids. The record is from RefSeq and is a predicted model, not a curated record. Gene Ontology annotation, molecular function: mannosyltransferase activity. Gene Ontology annotation, cellular component: nuclear inner membrane.